This is a messenger RNA of Saxophila tyrrhenica, 327 nucleotides long. RefSeq lists its product as uncharacterized. The record is from RefSeq and is a predicted model, not a curated record. The coding region runs from base 1 to 327 and encodes 108 amino acids. The transcript has 2 exons. Lineage: Eukaryota; Fungi; Ascomycota; Dothideomycetes; Mycosphaerellales; Extremaceae.
AUGAAAGUCAUAAGCUUGCGGCUGCUCCCUUUGGGACUAGCGCCAUCUCUGUGGUUGGCUCGCUUCUUGCUCAGUAAACAACUUCUCUUGCAACCUUUGACAGCAAAGUCUUCGCAGGCCUCGAGACGGCAAGAUGGCGACUCCAAGUACGGCCAAGAAGCCGAAGAAGAUGAAUGGCCACAUCUCGUCAACUCGUGCUUCAUGUGUCCGUCGUUUCACCAGCUGGAGGACAGCAAGCUUAUGCGACUACCUCGAAUGACCCGCGACCAAAUCUGUAUGGAAGCAUUCCGGUCUACUCGCUCCACCGCUCAAGACCUCGAGGUAUGA